UGUUCGCAUACAUUGCGGUGUCAAGCAUUGGUCAAGCAUUGGAGGCUUGCCUUUUGUUUUGGUCAUUCUCUGGGCACGCGUAUUACUGGUCAGUCCAAUGUGGAAUUACAAUCUUAUAUUUAUUGUUGCAAAAUAGAUUUACUGACUUACAUACAGUUUCUAAAAUUCAACUUUAUUUUUUAAUUAGGACACGUAACCAUAAAAACGAAAAAUGUGUACUUACCAGUAGUUUACUUACGAAUGUGAAAAUAAAUUAUAUUAUAUUUGAUUACUAUCACGAGGAUCAAUACAGUUCGCUGAUAUGGAUAUGUUCACUAUCAUUUUGGCUUGCAUCUCCGUGGCUGCUGGGAGCCCUACGGUCAAAACCUGGACCUUGGAUGAGCUGUCUACCGCCAUUCAGUUAAACCAAACUGAUAAUGACAUGAAACCGUAUUUGGCGGAUGCUUUGAAUAUGAUUAUGUUGGCCAUCUUCACUGGAGAGAAUUCGGAAUCUAUUCAGGCUUUGAUACCAUCGCCCAGUGGUGGCUCGCAGUGGACCCACGCUGAACUAAACGAAGCGAUCAAAGAUCCAACCACAAAUGAUGAGUUUAGAAGAUUUAUGAGACGGGCUUUGCACUACCUUGAGUUCAAUAAGGAUCAGAAAUCGGUGGAAGUCUUCAUCCCAGCGUUAGAUAUAUCUACGUGGACGAUGUCGGAACUGAAUGAAGCGAUAAGCAGCCGUGCCACGCAUCCUGAACUCGUAACAUAUUUGGAGCAAGCUAAGACGGAGCUUAAUAAAGACUCUGACAAACGGGAUAAAAUAACUAUCGUCACUCCAGUUGGCUUGAUAAAGAAUAAAGAAUCAACUCUUCUGUCGAGGAAAUGGUGACCAAGUUUAUGUGAAGAUUUGAAGGAUGCGUAAUUUUUUAUGCUUUUUUACAAAUAUAUAUGUACUUAAUUUGUGUGUUUAGAGGCAUUUUGAGAAGACUUUGCAUUGGUAACACUUUAUUGAAUAUCGUCUUAUAAUUUUCAUGAUUAAUGUUAUUUUUUGUGAGUGGAAUAUACCUAUAUAAUCUCUCUAUAGCUAAAGGUUAAAUUAAAUUAAAUAGAACUAAAAAAUGUAUAGCUAGCAAAAUAUAAAUCCUGAAUUAUUUAUUAACUUUAAAAUUAUGAUUUUACGCAUAACUUUUUAUUAACCUAUUUCCCUGAAGAAGGUUUAUAUCAGGUGGUUGACCUGAGCCAAAUUCCUACUGCAACAUACUUAUAAAAUGUGUUGCGCCGACACUCAAUUGGAGUGGAAUAAGAGCAAGCGUAAACGAAAAAGAUUGUAUUAAGUAUUUUAUACGUAAUUUAUUUAGUAUUCUGAUUUAUUUAAUAAAUAUUUUUUUAAUAGACA
Molecule: messenger RNA, 1375 nt
Organism: Manduca sexta (tobacco hornworm)
Lineage: Eukaryota; Metazoa; Arthropoda; Insecta; Lepidoptera; Sphingidae
Exons: 5
Coding region: 302-868 (188 amino acids)
Source: RefSeq, a predicted model, not a curated record